AUGAUUUUUACGAAUUGUACUUGCUUCAGUGAGGACCCUGAGCAGGUCCUCUCCCAUCUGAAAUGCGGCUUAAGCAAAAGUGUAAAGCGUCCAUCUUUUAACAUUGAGUUGCAGUUCAGCCAGCCGGUCGCCAAAUUCUUUGUGAAUAUGAGAAUUGUACUGCCUCGACGCUUCGGCGAUGACUUCACACUCUUUAAUCUUUCCGGAAUCGAUGGCUGCAGUCUGCUUUCUAACAAAAAUCAGAUUGCAUUCAUCCAACUGGGACGCAAGCAUAUGGAUAAGUUUAGUAAUGUUCCGAAGCGCUGUCCUUGGCCAAAGGAUACUCCCUACUAUGUGCGAGGCUUCCGAUCCGAUAUGUCUACAAUGCCGGCUUUUAAUUUCGAGUCCGACAUGAAUUUGUGGUUUGAUUUUGUGGUAAAUCAGCAUAAAGUGAUUCGAGGCUUUAUUCAGAGCCGGGUGCAGCGCAGAAAGAGCCAUAAAAACAAUGGAGCCGAGGAGUGA
This is a messenger RNA of Drosophila bipectinata, 501 nucleotides long. RefSeq lists its product as uncharacterized. The record is from RefSeq and is a predicted model, not a curated record. Lineage: Eukaryota; Metazoa; Arthropoda; Insecta; Diptera; Drosophilidae.